AUGGAUACUAAAGAUGACACAGAUUUAUCUAAAGCUGUUCUAGAACCAGAGCAUCCAUUAUUAGCUCAGUUCCAAGAAGCCCUUAAAGAGUAUUUACUUUCUCAAAUAGAUCGUGCAAAAGAAGACAUUUUUGUAAUAGAGCAAGAUAUUACUUACAAAAACAAAGAAAUUGAAGCUGUAGGAGAAAGAACGUAUGAGAUGCAGCAAAUGGUAUGUAAGCAACACAAUCAACUUGAAACGUUGAUAAACGAUAUUAAGCUCAAAGAAUUGGAACAACAGAAAGAGGAGAAUAAUUUGAUAGAAAAUAAAAAAGUUCUGAAGGAGAUCGAGAAUAAACUGUUCCAAUCUGAGAAAGUUAAUAAAGAGCUUCAAGCUGAAACAAAAGCUGUAACGGAUUUGAAUAAUCAUCUCUUACGUUAUGGAAGUAAAUUUGAAACACAACUAAACGUGAAUAGAAGAAUUUUGGAGAAAGCUAGAAAAGACGACGAGCAACUCAAUAAGCAAAAGAUACGACAGGACUACAUGCUCCAUACUCUUGAAAAGGAAUUAUGGAAGCAUGAAGCGGAAUUAGAACAAAUACAUUUACAAGUGAGCACCAAACAGAGUGAAUUGGAUAAAUUAGAAGAAUUCGUAAUAACAGAGAACACUAACAUCGUAGCUAGACAAACUGAAUACAAGUGUUUGAUGUUAUCAUGGAAAGCAGCUUAUAACGCUGUAGGUGCUAGAUCUAAAAUCUUAGACGAAGUCUCUGGAAACCUCAAUAAAUUGAAUGAGAAAUACCGGGCUCUGAAAAUGGAAACUAUAGGAACUAAAAAAUUAUGUAAACUGGAAUUGGAAGAGAACGAAAAAUUAGUACACUUGAAAAAUAGAGCAGACCUGGACAUUAAGAAUAUAACUAGUCAAUUAGUUGAAGAAAAAUCGAAGAGGAUCGAAAUAGAGAGUAAGCUGUUUGACUUGCAACGCGUUAUGCAAGAAACUGAAUCAGGACUAGAAGAAGUGAAACAGGAGGUCAAGCCAAAACAAAUACAACAAGAUAGAAUCUCGUCACGAAAAAAAGUAGAAACUACAUUAGCCGCAAUGCAGCAUAAAAAACAGGAGAUAAAUACGAUAUUAAUGGAGGUUGAAAACAGACACGCGAGUGUUGUAGCAGAUUCUGAAGAGCAAAAGAUUCAUAAUGAAAACCUUAAUUUCAAGUACAAUGAUUUAUGUAUGCAAUUGGAUAAAUUGGAAAAGGAAGCAGGUCAAGUGAAAUCUCAGAAGGAGAAAUACGAGUUCCGAUAUAGAAAACUACAGAAGACAUUUGCGGCAAAAACAAUUCAAUUAGAGAGGUUGACAGCUUCACGAAAUGUUGAAUUAGGUUCGAAAUCAGAUUUGAGGAUUGUUGAGCUCAACAAAGCAAUAGACGAUACACAAGAAUCUAUUAAGAAACUACAGUUAUUUUGGCUUCGUGAACAAAAUAAUAUUCUCAUUGUAUCUGGUGAACGACAGCAACAAAUUCAUAACAUCAAUUUGAGGAAGAAGGAAGUACUGAUUUUGGAACAAAAGAAUAUGAGAAUCGAUGAUGAAAUUCAACAAAUAAGACAAAAUGAGAAAAAAGUGUCGAAUGCAAUCGAUGCUCUCUCUACUAAAUCAAAAGUAUUAUCUGAAUACGUCUUCAAAACCCGAAACAAAAAGACAACUUUGGAUAAAACUACUACUUUGUUGCAGAGCCAAUACGAAUCGAAAUUAAAAGACUCAGAACUGCAGUUACUAGAGCUAGAGGCUGAAAUAGCACAAGCGGAAGAAGAAAAAUUAGUUCUAAGUAAAAAUUUGAUAGAAACAAAUAGAGAAGGAUUGGAAUGGGAGAAAAAAUUCCAAGAAGCUAGGAAUACGUAUUUGGAUAUCAAGAAUGAAAAAGGAGCUGGAGGAGAUACAAGUAAUUUGAAAAUACAAAUUCACAGAUUGAAUGUAAUAUAUUCUGAGCUCAAAAAAGUACAGGAAAAGCUACUCUGCAACCUCAAGCAUUGUAUAUCUAGGAGAGAAUCAAUAUUUUUCGUAUCAGAAGCAAAAGAAUCGAAAGAUGCUGCAAUGAAAAGAAUCCCAGGUAGUAAAAUGCGGAUGAAUAUUCUUAAAAAAAUAGAUAACAUAAGGAACCAAAUUAAACAGUCAGAUAAUGAAACAGAAACAAUUAAAAAAUCGAUCUUAUCAGUACAACAACAAAUACUAGAAGCUGAAAGAAAUUUGCAAGAUACAAUUAAGGGUAGGAGCGAUAGAGAAAAUCGGGUACUACACCUACAAAAUCAAUUAGAAUCAGCCAAAACGAACAGACAAUUCAAAUUUGAAAUACUCCUCCUAAAGCAACGACGAGCAGUUAUGUACAAGCAGAUAGUCAAACAACAAAAACCACAUUUAAAAUAUAAUGAUGAAGAUGAUCUGAUAAAUGAAUAUAAGUAUCAAAAAAAUCAAAAUAAGAAGUUGAUGAAAAUAUUAGAAUACAUAACAAGGGAUUUUCCUUCGAAGAUAACUGUUCUGAAUAGAUUAUAUAACAGUUUGGGAAUAGUUCAAGGAUCUAUAUAUACGUAG
Messenger RNA from Diorhabda sublineata, 2562 nucleotides. It is a transcript of the gene l(2)41Ab, whose product is annotated as coiled-coil domain-containing protein 40. NCBI's taxonomy places the organism in Eukaryota, Metazoa, Arthropoda, Insecta, Coleoptera, Chrysomelidae. The transcript is spliced from 7 exons. The record is from RefSeq and is a predicted model, not a curated record. The coding region runs from base 1 to 2562 and encodes 853 amino acids. Gene Ontology annotation, biological process: axoneme assembly. Gene Ontology annotation, cellular component: cytoplasm.